GGCGCCGUGGUGGCCGUCCCCACCGAUACGCUGUACGGCCUGGCCUGCUCAGCGAGCUGCUCAGCGGCACUGGACGCUGUGUACCGCCUCAAGGGCCGCAGCGAGGCUAAGCCGCUGGCUGUUUGCCUGGGCCGCGUGGCCGACGUCUACAGGUAUUGCCAUGUGAGAGUACCCGAGGAGCUCCUGAAAGACCUGUUGCCAGGACCAGUGACCCUGGUGAUGGAACGCUCAGAGGAGCUCAACAAGGACCUGAACCCCUUUACUCCUCUUGUAGGCAUCCGGAUUCCUGACCAUGCCUUCAUGCAGGACUUGGCCCAGAUGUUUGGGGGACCUCUUGCUCUCACCAGCGCCAACCUCAGCUCCCAGGCCAGUUCUCUGAAUGUCACGGUGAGAGUUUCCCAGUCUUUCCCCCAGAAACAUCACCAGGCCAAACACUGUUUCCUCGGAGCCAGUGGGGUUGACUGUGCACUGGAAUUGCCUGUUUGCAUCAUUCGUCCAGGCUGUGCCCUGGAAAGUACUACAACCAUCCUCCAACAGAAGUAUGGGCUGCUCCCCUCACAUGGAUCCUGCUCAUGAAACUAGGGAGGAGGGGGGACCCAAGGACUGGUGCUGGAUACUAUGUGUCUGUUUGUGGGUGGCUGGCAAGGCUUCAUUUGUAGAGGCCCUUGAGCUGUGUCACUAGCCUGACCCAUUAAGCAAUGUGUCUUUCUAAACACCUUAGACCAGGUCUCAGAAGCUGCUGGUUUAUCUUCGCACCUGGAGGAAAAGUUAUAUUUGUUAUCUGUUUUAUGAUAGUUUCAUGUAUCAGCCAAAAGAUGGGUAGAGAGGUUAAGAACAUUCCUAAGGUGGCCUUAUUCUGGUAAGUUUUCUUCUCCUCUCUCCCUCUCUCUCUUCCCUCCCCCUCCCUCACCGCUCUCUCUCUCUUCUCUUCGACUUCUCUCC
Molecule: messenger RNA, 942 nt
Organism: Galeopterus variegatus (Sunda flying lemur)
Lineage: Eukaryota; Metazoa; Chordata; Mammalia; Dermoptera; Cynocephalidae
Product: yrdC domain-containing protein, mitochondrial-like
Exons: 5
Biological process (GO): regulation of translational fidelity
Cellular component (GO): cytoplasm
Molecular function (GO): nucleotidyltransferase activity; tRNA binding; double-stranded RNA binding
Source: RefSeq, a predicted model, not a curated record